Messenger RNA from Candidozyma auris, 855 nucleotides. RefSeq names its product putative polyprenol reductase (gene DFG10). The transcript has a single exon. Bases 1 to 855 code for a protein of 284 amino acids. Gene Ontology annotation, cellular component: endoplasmic reticulum. Gene Ontology annotation, molecular function: 3-oxo-5-alpha-steroid 4-dehydrogenase activity. The record is from RefSeq and is a predicted model, not a curated record. Lineage: Eukaryota; Fungi; Ascomycota; Pichiomycetes; Serinales; Metschnikowiaceae. Gene Ontology annotation, biological process: dolichol-linked oligosaccharide biosynthetic process; polyprenol catabolic process.
AUGGAUUUUCUUCACGAUCUCAAACUCGAUGAACGUAUUGAAAACUUUGAUCUUCGCUGGGUGAUCUCGGCUGGCUUUCUUCAGGCUUCCGCUUUGGCCAUUUUUUUCCAGAAGUACCCUGAUUUCCAUGCCCUACUCAGAUACGGGAAAACAGCACAACAGAAACAGGUUUCUCCAGAUACCCCACUAGCAAAGUUGGUGGAUAAGUUUGCUGCCAUUCAGGUCCCCAAGUCGUGGUUUCUGCAUUACUAUGUGUUUUUCACAGCUCUUCAAUGGGCGCAGGGCUACUAUAUCUGGCUGCAAAACGUUGCCACGACAAAGUUCACAGUCAUUUGGUCGCUCAUGACUCUUCAGGCAACACGACGGGCCAUCGAGAGCUACACUGUGACCAAAUGGAGCGAGAAGCUGAAGAUGCACAUCACCCACUACUUUAUUGGGCUCCUAUACUACCUUGGGAUUUCUUCGAACUGCUUCUUUGGACUACUCGAACAACACGAGCCUCUUCUAUUGAACUGGAAGUACUAUUUGCUUAUUGUUGUGUUUGUGGUCUUCUAUCUCGACCAAUUUUUGAACCAUCGUCAUUUGGCCUCGCUUGUCAAGUACUCCGUACCAACAUUCAACUUGUUCAGGGUAGUCUCGUGUGCCCACUAUUUUGACGAAAUCAUUAUUUACUUGACUAUUCUUCUUAUUCUGUUUCUCCAGAAGCCAUACACUGUUCCUGACUGGAAUUUUAUCGCCAGCUGGAUCUUUGUCGUGACCAAUUUGAGUGUUACCGCGUACAACACCUGGGUUUACUACAAGCAGAAGUUUGACGAUUACAACACAAAAUAUGCCAUCAUCCCUUAUGUACUUUAA